AGGUAGGUAGAUGGGGUUCUUGGAUAAUGAUGGGUUGUUACCUGUUGCCAUGGCAGUCAAAAAGGACAAGCCGCUGGUGACUCAUCUGCCACACGUACGUAAAGUAAUAGACGAAGCGCCGCCAGAAUACAUCAUAAUGAUCGUGGUAGCCUUCCUAGAGGUCUUUGCAAUGACCAUCAGCUUGGUUCACAUUGUCAACAAACAUCGAGCCUUCAUGAGGAACAAACCGGGGAUGGUUGGUCCGACCAUAGGACUUCUGUCUUUCUACUGGGUCAUUGCCACGCUAAAUCUGUUGGGGCUGUUCGUGCUGCGGGCUAACUUUCUCUGUCAGACUAUAUGCUCCUGCUAUGACGCACUGAUCGGAUACCUGUUCGCGGUCCUGCUGAUCGCCUACUCUAACGGCAAACUCUCCUACCUCUCGAUCCUGCGCUGGCGAGAAGUGGUUGCGUCCCCGUACUCCUGCUCCUUCAUAUGCUGCUGGGGCGGGGUGGCGCAACCACGUGCUGAGCGCGCCGUCACGUACAUCCUCCAACUACCAGUGAUCCACUGCGCCACCUCACUUGCUGAACUAAUCUGCGAGAACGAGGAGUUGUUCAUUUACCCAGCCCCCCUUACCAAGUCGUACAUCACGUUUGGACUAAAGUGUGCUCAGGGGAUUUCCCUUCUCUUUGCGCUCGUUGGGUUUCUGGUGUUGUGUCGGGCUGCUUCCAUUGUCUCGCCCCGGACGUCCCCCUUUUUAAAGCUCAUUUUUUAUAAAUCCAUCUACAUUUUGUCAGCUAUACAAGGACACGUGCUGCUGUAUCUAGCUUUCCACAAGAUUCUCCCGGCAGCAAGUGAUAUAGCUCCGAUAACGAGAGCUAUCGUGUGGGCUAACUUCGCUACGGUUACGGAGUGUGCAUUCUUUUACUUCAUUGCUAUUAGACUCUACAAAGUCAAAGAGUAUACUGAAUUUCAAUCUUUCAAAACAAGAAAAGUCUCCAAAACGCUUGAGAGGGUCGAAAGUAGAGAUGCGUUCUACCGGUCCACUUUUGAAGGAAAGAAGAUGUCAGGAGAUUCGACAGGAGAAGAUUGCUCAGAAGGAGCCUCAGCAAGCACUCCAGAACUGGAGCUAGACAAGCAGGAUCUGGUUAACUUGAAACUGCUGGGACUCAAAGUCAAACUCCCAGCCGAGGUUGACGAGACUCACUCUAUGUCCAGUUUGAAGGGCCACAACGCCCUGACCUUGAGUUCGGACGAGGAGCCGGUGAAGUACAAGAAAGGCAAGCUAAAGAAGGGAGUUCCAACCUUCAGAUCUGUGGACACAAUGUUGCAUCCAACUCACCACCAGUCCACAACUCCAAAAUCUGCUCAUCUGACUCAGGGAGACAAGGCGGCCACGAUCGGAUACACCAAGUUACCCAUCAAGGAACAGGACGAGGACGUGCCCAAUAUUGAACCCAAGAUACGGAUUGUGGGAGGGAAAGUUAACAUUUCACUUAGCUCCAGAGAUCUUGUGAAACUCUGCCAAUCCUCCAGCAAUACCGAGGAUGUGAGAAAUUCCAUUCCGAUAAGCUUGAGUCUUGAGAAACUGACGGACGAUGAUGUCUCUGUGUGUUCUCCAGAUGAUAGGAAGGACCAUGUUCCUCACCCGAUUCCGAGAGAAAAAAAUCGGGUAAAAUUCGAAGAGACUGAUCAAAAGAAUCGCCAUUCAAUGCAGUUUGUGAAAAGCUUCAACUACAGUCAGCUGAACAGUUCGGAUGGUGAUUCAGAAAGUGAGGGCACGUGCGAGCUGGAACAUUCCGCGCGAAACCCAAAUAAUCACCGGAAAAUAACGGAUCCUUCUCAAUACGUCAGUAAAAUCAGCCUUGUGUGAUUUUGGAUUUUAUUUGUUAGGGCUUUGUAGAUAUUCUGGCGUUGUCUACUCGAAGCUAUGAGGAAUUACCAGCUCGUUAUUUUGAUCUGUUUUUAGGUCAAUUACUUUAGUUAUUUGGUUCGUUAAAACUUGAUGUUUGGCAAACUGUGUGUUGUUAUUUAGCAACAUGUUAGGCGCGUUUAGAUUAAAAACUUAGUGCGCUUUUAAAGAGAUCACGUCAAAUUUUUUAAGUUGGCCAAACUAGUAGAAAUAGGGCCCUCGAUCUCAUAUGUUCGUUUAGUUUCUUAUUUUUUAAAUUUUGAGUCCAUGGUGAUCUCAACUUUAGAUUCUUUACAUCGGGCAAGCUUAGCCAGAUUAAUGGCAGGAUCUUGACUGGAUUUUUCAGGAUUUGACAGUAUUUGUCAGAUUAUUUAUGAAUUUGAUAAGUUGUGCCCAAUGUUCUAGAGACUGGUGAUGCAUGCUAUAAUUGUUUAGUUUUUGUUUCCUCUGGGCUUAGUUAACGAUCGAACCCAAAUUUGUAGGUUUCUCUAAAAGCGAAAGAGAUAAGAUAUUUAUCUAAUUUACAGUAAUAUUUAUUUAUUUUCAAAGACAGUCAAUUUUCAAAGUCUUCAGUUUUUUCUCUAAUCAUGAACAUGAACACUUUGGUAAUGAUAAGUUAAAAAAUAAACGACACAAAAGAUUUUUAACCUGGCGAUUUAACUUUGUAUUACUUACACAGUUAUGUAAAUUACAUCAUUGAUUAAUUAUGUAAGUUACAUAACUAAGUGUGUAACAUGUAUAUUUGGUCAUGAAAUGUGCUAAAAAUCAUGAUCGUUUGUCAAACACAUGCAAUUGCAAUUUAUUUGUUUUAAUAAUAUUGUUAUCUGAUUUUGUUGAAUUCUGAUUUUAUUUAUGGUUAUAACAAAUACACGCAGUAUUUAUAGUUGAAUGUCCUCAAAUUGAAUUGAAAGUUUCUUGUCACA
This is a messenger RNA of Bolinopsis microptera, 2814 nucleotides long. RefSeq lists its product as uncharacterized. Gene Ontology annotation, molecular function: transporter activity. Bases 11 to 1852 code for a protein of 613 amino acids. NCBI's taxonomy places the organism in Eukaryota, Metazoa, Ctenophora, Tentaculata, Lobata, Bolinopsidae. The record is from RefSeq and is a predicted model, not a curated record. Gene Ontology annotation, biological process: transport. The transcript is spliced from 4 exons. Gene Ontology annotation, cellular component: membrane.